Messenger RNA from Cololabis saira (Pacific saury), 2988 nucleotides. It is a transcript of the gene arhgap17a, whose product is annotated as Rho GTPase activating protein 17a. Gene Ontology annotation, cellular component: cytosol; cytoplasm; intracellular anatomical structure. Gene Ontology annotation, molecular function: protein binding; GTPase activator activity. The coding region runs from base 229 to 2829 and encodes 866 amino acids. The record is from RefSeq and is a predicted model, not a curated record. Gene Ontology annotation, biological process: signal transduction; regulation of Rac protein signal transduction; regulation of actin cytoskeleton organization. The transcript has 22 exons. Lineage: Eukaryota; Metazoa; Chordata; Actinopteri; Beloniformes; Belonidae.
CUGGAGCUGCUGCUGCUGCUGUCGUGUUGUGUUGGAUAAACCCACUCCUGCUCGGCUCUGGAAACAAGCGGCCGACGGAUUACUCCUGCUGGGCGGCGUUAGCUCGGCGGCUAACGGUGAAGGAGAGCCAUGAACCCCCGCCGGAGCCGGUGAAAGUUUCCACACACUUUCCCUUCACGUAAAAAAGGAGCGUAACUUUGGAAGACUGCACUGGCGAAGGGACCGAAAAUGAAGAAGCAGUUCAAUCGGAUGAAGCAGCUCGCCAAUCAAACAGUUGGGAGAGCGGAGAAAACAGAAGUCCUCAGUGAUGACCUCCUACAGAUCGAGCGGCGUAUGGAGUUGGUGCGUGUGGUGUCGCACAACACACACAAGAAGAUGGUGUCAUGUCUACAGGGACACAUCGGCGCAGAUGCAGAGAAGAGACAUUCCGUACCACGCCUCUAUACAGGAAACGGUCAGAAAAAGCUUCCUCUCACCGCGCUGUCCCAGGCCAUGGUUGAAGGUGGAAACCAGUUGGGAGAAGACUCCUUGAUAGGGAAGAUGAUGGAAGUGUGUGGGGAGGCAGAGAAUCGUCUGGCGUCAGAACUGAUGCAACACGAGCUGCAGAUAGAGAAGGAUGUUCUGGACCCACUCAGCCAGCUUGCAGAGGUAGAAAUCCCCAACAUCCUGAAGCAGAGGAAACAGUUGGCUAAGUUGGUGCUGGACUAUGAUUCUGCCAGAACGAGGUGGUUGCAGGCAACCAAAUCAAUAAUCUCAGGUACAAAUACUCAAGCACUGACGGCCAAGGCUGAUUUACUCAAGGAGGAAGUCGAUGAGGCUAUGAAUAAAGUGGAGCUUUGCAAGGAUCAGCUCGCUGCAGACAUGUACAGUUUUUUCUCAAAAGAAGGCGACUAUGCCCACUACUUCAUAACGCUCUUAGAAGCCCAAGCUGAUUACCACAGAAAGUCUCUCACUGUUCUGGAGAGUGUCUUGCCAGCCAUCCAGGCUCAGCAAGACUCAUGGAUAGAAAAGCCUGCGUUUGGCACCGCUCUGGAAGAUCACCUGAAAAGGAGUGGAAGAGAGAUCGCUCUGCCAAUAGAGGCCUGUGUCAUGAUGCUUCUAGAGACCGGAAUGAAGGAAGAGGGUUUGUUCAGAAUAGCGGCGGGAGCGUCCAAGCUAAAGAAGCUGAAGGCGGCGCUGGACUGCUCCACUUCACAGCUGGAGGAGUUCUACUCCGACCCCCAUGCUGUCGCUGGAGCCCUGAAGUCCUACCUGAGAGAACUCCCUGAACCUUUAAUGACCUACCAGCUUUACGAUGAAUGGAUCCAGGCCUCCAGCGUGUCGGACCCAGACAAACGGCUGCAGGCGCUCUGGGUUGUUUGUGAUCAACUACCAAAGAACAACAAAGCCAACUUGAGGUAUCUGGUGAAGUUUUUAGCCAAACUGGCUCAGGACAGCGAGGUGAACAAAAUGAAUCCCAGCAACAUUGCCAUCGUCCUUGGGCCCAAUCUGAUGUGGGCCAAGACUGAGGGGAGUCUGGCUGAGAUGGCAGCAGCCACUUCGGUGCACGUGGUGGCCAUUGUUGAGCCCAUCAUCCAGCAUGCUGACUGGUUCUUUCCUGAGGAUGUGGAGUUCAAUGUUUCUGGCAUGUUUGUGAUGCCAACCCCUGCGUCCAAUCACAACAAUCACAUGGAUUAUGACUGUAGCACCAUUGAGAGGAAGAGGCCCUGCAGUAUGGUGGGACCAGAGAAUGACACGGCACGCAAAGACAACAACCCUAACAAGCACCCGGACCACACCCUUCGUAGAGGCAGUAACACCUUAGGUAGAAAGCAGCACACCUCACCUGCCUUCCAGCCUCCUUUACCCCCUGUGGAGGCUCAAGGGCUUGCCCCUCAGCCCUCGGCUGAACCACAGCCACUAGCUCCAGCAGGGGGUUCGGGGCCUGAGCCUUCGCAGCAUAGCUUGACACAGAACCUGGCUGCUCUUGCAGCUGCUCAGCAGCUUCUAGCCCAGCACACAGAGGAGCUCAGCAACCCAAAGCUACGGGACUGCACGCCCGCUGCGACCCCUGUCCCUCAGAGAAACGGCUUUGGAGGAGGUGGCCAGGCCGCCGGGCAGCUGGCCACCGGGACCUCGGGGGCGGGGUCCAUGGGCCCGAGCCCACACAUGAUGCGCCGAGGUACCAAGAAGCAGGCUCCCGCCCCCCCAAAGCCGAGCAACCCUCCCCCCGGCCAGCCCUGUAACUCAGUGAACCACGCCGCCUCUUCGGGCUCCUCCCCCAGACCCCUGUCCAGCCACUCCCCCACCUCGCCCCUGUCGCCCACCCCACAGCCCUGUGCCACGCCCCGCCGUCACUCCAGCAACCAGCCCCCGAUCCACGCGCCCAGCCAUCCGCCGCCGGAGCCCCCGACGCAGGCCAGCCCUCCGCCGCAGCCCGCCGCGCACGGCCACGCCGGCGGGGACCCGCACAGCGCCGAGCCUUCGCCUCCGAGCACGCCCACGCCACCGGACACCCCUCCACCCAACCAGGAUGCCGCCGCUCCUCCGUCCCCGUCUCCCUACCAGUCGGGCUCGCUUCCUCGGCCGCGGCCCGUCCCCAAACCUCGGAGCAGACCCAGCAUCCCCCCGCCGCCGCAGCCCAGCACCCUGGGCAGCGAGACCAACGGGAUCUGCGCCUCCGCGUACAAGAUGAUAGACCCGAUGAUGUCUUUCAAGGGGCCGGGUCGAGCUUUGGUCCCUGAGCUCGCUGUGGACCAGCAGCCAGUGACGACCUCUUCCUCCCCCCCUCCCUCCUGUCUGCCUCAUCCCAAAGACUGUGACCUGGACACUGAGAGCACUGUCCUAUAAGGAGACGACGAGGACACACUCUGGUCCAGUACUGCAUUGCUCCUCCUCAUCUCUCUCUCUCUUUCUCUUGCAAACGCGCACACACACACACACACACCUACACGUACGCCUCAUCCGUCGGUCCACAGCUCAUAUCUGCAGCCCUGGUGUCUGAAGGAU